AGGUGAUAAUUUCAAGGAUUCUCAUUAGUUACAUAAAUUUGCAACAUUUUAAAGAAUGAUUAAAUAUUAGAUCAAAUUACCUCAAAAUCAAUCUUAGAGACUGCACGCAAUAAUCUCAUGGAUCAGGAAAACGUUGCAGUUUAUAGUGACAAACGGGUAUUAAGGAAAGGACUGUGGUGUUGUUGCUGUUUAGUGUUUUGGGAGAAAAUAAAAUUAAAAGUGCCUUUAGCCCCGUUGUACCCUACUAAUCUUGUAAUUUUUGUAGUAUGUUAUUGUUAAAUACACAUUAAUGAUGAAUAAAGAAAUUUAUUAUAUGAAUACUUAUUUCAGGAUGUAAAUAAAAGAAAAACACUGAACGACUGAUUAUCAAAUUGAUUAUUGUUUGAUUAUACAAAUAUUUCUUCCAGCUGCUCCAAAACUCCGUCAGCAUCCUUUGUUUGUAAUAUCCUCAGACCAAAUUUUUUAUAUACUGUUCUUUAUGUUGUUUUCCUCAUAUUUAUACUUGUAUGAUUUCUUAUAUGUUUUCUGUAUGGGGAAGACCGGGGUAAUUGUCAAGCAGGGAAGUGGUAUUGUCAGUGCCAGUUCUAGCCUUUUGGGGGCCCCAAGCAAAACUUUGUGUGUGGGCCCCCAUCAGUGUGUUUGUAACCUCCCAAAAUUAUGCCCCCCCCCACAUUAAGUCCUUCUCGCAGAGCAUUUUCGAAAUAAAACAACAUACGGUGAGUCAAUAUUAAGGAACAUUACUAUUUAUUACUGUUUAUACUGAAAUUAAGCCAACGGUAUCUAAGGUGCCAAAUUUCAAUAAAUAAAAGGAAUAUAAGGCCAGUCUGCAGGGUACGUUGGCAGGGCACUCGCUGGCUGUACAUUACCGGGGACUGUGCUGGUGCUGCCAUUCUUACUGAUGAACUUGAUAAUUGUUCCUGAGGGCAGAUAAGUGAUAAGUAUACAAAUCGAUGCCUUAGAUGAGAGAUGGCAAUGCCAGAAUCAAGGAUGAAAAUCAGCAGUUACACCAGAUGGGCAAGGAACUGGAAAUGGUGCCAUUUACAUGGAUUGUGCAAGAUCUUGUGGCCCUGCCAGGCAAUAUUUCAGUGUUCUCUCAGGUUCUAAUAAAUGGACUUAUUCUAUCAGACAGGGGUUGUCAAGGAUUACAGCAAGCAGAACUCACCAAAAUAUGUCCUUGAUUCAGACUUAGGCCAGAGAGAAAUGCAGUUGAUACCCAAGAUGGAGUCUGAUAAUGUUGGGACUAAAGUUUGUGAGGUAACAACCAAAGCUACCAACAAUGCUAACAUCUCAACCAAUGAUUUACUAGAGAUUAAUGCUCAACGACAAUCUAUUUUAAAGAAAGGGUUCUAUGACAAGCCACUGUCACCUGACAGAGUAAACCAUACAGACAAGGAGAUGUGGACUGAGAAUGAUACACAGGUUGUUGGUGUGCCACAUACAAGAGGAAGUCAAAAGUUUGGGAUGCCUGGGAUGUCCCAAAACUUUGCUAAUGAUGCAGAGAAAGAAAGUUUAGAAUAUAGUAAAGACUGCAUUGUAGACUAUAAAACACAAAUUUUGUGUCAUGGAAGAGAGGAGAGAUUUGGAUGUUUGGAUAUUGGAUGGACUAUGGCAAUGACAAGCGCAGGAAAUUCCUUGGAACAAAAUGAUGAGGGUGAGGUAUUAGAUUUAAGCCUACCAAAAAAGAAAGAAAGAAUUAAGGAGAGGCUUUGUGAAUGGAUUAUGGACCCUGACUAUGAAGGCUCACUUCAUAUGGAAGUUGAUGAAAUUGAGGAUGAGCCCCAACAUGUAGAAGUGGAGCAGGAGGACGAUAAUGAAAACUGCUGGAUUCCAUCAAUAAGUGAAGCUCAUACAAAUGUCCCACAGCAUUGGGAUGGACAUCUUUUCUCCCCCUCUUUGGCAUCAUUGCAAACUCCCAUGUAUAGCAACAUAACCCCUGAUCCGAUGGAUACAUUACUCAUAGAUGAUCAGGGCAUUCCUUACAAACUCACCCCAGAUGGACAGAAAGUUCCACAAAUUGAUGAUAUACAACACACCGAGGGCCUCUCUGAAAAAACAGCUCUAAGCCAAAGGCAAGUAGAAGACAAGCCUUCUUCCAUUUCUGAUGUCCAGGAUAUUGCAGACUCCAAACAAAAGACACAACCCAAUCCAUUGUGUGCAAAUAUGUCUCUUGUGGAAGCCUCACAAGUUGUUCCAAACGUGGAAUCAAAAUCUCCUCUGAGCUCAGUAGUCCUUGCUAAACCAUCGGUCUUACCUGCCAUUUCUGACUUGUCAUCGGUUCCCAUUCAGAUUGUGGCUAAUACUACAGGAUCAAACACUCCCAUUCUUCUUCUUCCUCCAUCUCAGCUUCAGUCACUUUCCUCACCAGCCUCUAAGGGUAACCCAGGACUAAUUACUCUUUCUUUACCAGUUCCUCUUAGUCAGAGCACUCAGUCGUCCCCCAUGUUCCUUGUUUUGUCAUCUCCUCAGGUGUCCUCAACUCAGAGUUCAUCCUCACUAGGGAACUUAUCUCAAAGUUCCUCCACUUCUGCUGUUGCACUUCCCUUAGCUACUUGUCCACUUGACCUGAGAUCUACAUUAUGUUCACCUCCCUCAUUUCUCAGUAUUAGUACAGUUUCCUCUGCCACAACUACAGAUAUCUCAGGACCGAUUAACCCCUCUAAUCUUCCUGUUAGCCCUACCUCAUCAACCGCUUCGUCCAGCACUUCCACAAUGACCUCUACAAGUCCAACCAAGCAACUCUACAGUGAUGCCUAUUCUGACCAACCAGUGCCCACUUCCUUUCGGGAGGCUCUACUCAGAUUAGCUGUGUCUGCUGACAAGAAAAAUGAAAUUCAGCCUCAAAGCACUGAGAUACAUUCAGUCUCUACUCCCUCCUCAUGUUCCGAAGCAACCAAGCCAGAUUCCUCUGCCACAGUCCAUAAAAUUAAAAACCAUCAGAUGGAGAUAAACUGUGACAAACAGUGUCCAGCCACUGAGACUGGGUCUACCUCAGUGGACCAAACAGACUUAAUAGGUACCAUGUCCAUCAAGGACCUUUCCCACCUUUCUUCCACCUCACCCCUUCGUGCUGCAUCACCUGUAUUUCCCAUCAAUCACACAAAGAACCAAGACUCACAAGCAUUAGGACCACGUCGCAUUCUUUACUGUCAAUACUGUUCGCGAGUCUUCUACUAUCUUUCGGACCUUGAGCGCCAUUCCAUCACACACUCGCAAAACAAACCCCAUGUAUGCCAACUCUGCGGCAAGGCAUUCAAAAGAUCAAGCCAUCUUGAGCGACACAAACACAUCCAUACAGGUCAGCGAAACUUUGUAUGUCAGCUUUGCCCAAGGCGUUUUCGUGAGUCUGGGGAGCUAAUGAGGCACCAGAGAGUACAUACGGGUGAGAAACCCUAUCAGUGCUUAAUAUGCCAUAUGCGUUUUGCAGAGCGCAACACACUGCGACGCCAUACGAAGCGCAAGCACCAAGGCCAGCAGCAGGAGGUGAUGGACAUGAAUGCAAAGCCAGAAAGUGGAGAAAUUUCCCUCACCUGUAUACAGAGAGAGCCAGAAGAUAAUGCAGAGUGGUACAGUUCGACAGUUCCUGAAAUGGAGUCCAACAGUGACACGGGGGGAGAAUGAACUACAUAAGGGCAUGAAAAAUAGAUGUUUUAUGAGUUUCAAGGGAAGCAUUCCUGUAAAUAAGUUUCAUUUAUUCUGUAUUGAUAUAACAAUUCUUUACUGUUCUCACUAGUCUCAUAUAAUUGUCUAUAUUUCAUUCCAGUUUAAUCUCAAGACCUUAACUGUUUAUGACUGAACCCGGCUAUAUUCACUUUAAUAAGCUUCAGAUAUUUAGUUAAACAUCUUGAAUAACUUUUAAUUACCCCAAACAGCUACUUAUUUAUUGUUCUCUUUUCAAUUGUUUUUUUUUUUCUUGUACAGCAUCUUUCCUUAAGGGUGUGAUAUACUUACAGUAAAAGAGUAAGAGGCUCUGUGCAAAAACAUGAUCAUUAUUUAUUAUUUUAUUAUCUCUUGAAAUAAUAAUAAAUUGAUACGGAAUGAUAUCUCAUAGUUUAAUGCAUAAGUACACUCACUGAGCACUUUAUUAGGAACACCUGUACACCUACUUAUUCAUGCGAUUAUCUAAUCAGCCAAUUGUGUAGCAGCAGUGCAAUGCAUAAAAUCAUGCAGAUAUGGGUCAGGAGCUUCAGUUAAUGUUCACAUCCACCAUCAGAAUGGGGAAAAAAUGUGAUCUCAGUGAUUUGGACCGUGGCAUGAUUGUUGGUGCCAGAUGGGCUGGUUUGAGUAUUUCUGUAACUGCUGGUCUCCUGGGAUUUUCACGCACAACAGUCUCUAGAGUUUACUCAGAAUGGUGCCAAAAACAAAAAACAUCCAAUGAGCGGAGAGAGGUCAACAGAGAGUGGCCAGACUGGUUCGAACUGACAAAGUCUUCAGUAACUCAGAUAACCACUCUUUACAGUUUUAGUGAGCAGAAUAGUAUCUCAGAAUGCACAACAUGCAUUCUGAGGUGGAUGGACUACAACAGCAGAAGACCACAUCUGGCACUUUAUUUGCACCAUAGUGUUCCUAAUAAAGUGCUCAGUGAGUCAUGACCCAGCUUUUAAAUUUCAGAACACCAGAUAUAAUGCGUUAAAAACAUCUUGCUCUGUGUUAAUUCCUUUUUUUAGUUUCUAUUUUUAGUUGCUAUUUUUCCAGAUGGAAGCAUGUAUGGUCAACUUAGAUUUGUUUUACAUUUAGUUGUAAAUCUGUUUUGUUAUGUUCUGCAUUAAUAUUCAGUCUGAACUAUUUGUUUCAUUAACCCUUUGCCUUUUUCAGAGGCCUGCUGCAUUUUAUUAUCUUGAAAUUAUGCUUUUAAUCUACACAAAGAAAUGUUUUACUUUUCAUCUUGACAUUGUGCCCUCUGGAAUUACAAUAUUAGACAGUUGUUACAAAUCAUGGCAGAGAGCUCGAGUUUAAAUUCUGGUUCAUCUAGUUCUUUGUAAUAUAAAUGUAUUUAAUUAGGACAAAUUCAAAUUAUUAUUAUUUUUUUAACUUCACUGUUUCAUAUAUGCUGUGAAACAUAAUUGUCUGGUGGUCUUGUACCGUUCAUUUAAAUAUCUUAAUGAUCUAACAUUGCACCUUUUUAACUUUGUUUUUUAACUAAGUUUUAACUUUGAACUUUGAUUUUCUGUAUUCAGUUCACGGUUAUGAAACUUGAAAAAGACUUAAGAAGACUCAGAGUUGGUGCUUUAACCCAUGCUGAUUAAUUUGGUCUUCUACGUAAUUUACCAUAUAAAUAACUAAACAUGCUGGACCCCUUGGGCUAUUCUACAGUUCAGUUGCUUAAAUAUUAAAUUUCAGGUCUGAUUAGGAAUCUGAAUACUUGCACACUCUAAUUAAAACUUGUCAUACCCCUUCUCUUUUUCUAGGGGUUCCCAUGCUUAAUUAACUGUCCAAUUUACUUUGCUUUAAGCUCACUGCAGCACAGAUACUACAUGCUGUUGAAGUGUCCAACUGCUAAACAAUAUCACUUAAUGGUUCUCUCUCUCUCUCUCACUCUCUCUCUCUCUCUCUCUCUCUCUCUCUCUCUAUAUAUAUAUAUAUAUAUAUAUAUUUUUUUGGACAGUUGUUUACAAAAAAUACUUAAAAUUAAUAUAUAAUUAGAUCGAUUCAGUGUUAUUUAUGGAGCUCAUUUCACAGUAGAGUUGCCACACUUUUAUUACAAUGUUUGGAUCCCUAUUAUAAUUUAAAGAUCAAUGCUCCAAGUCUGUUUUAACAAAAUAAGAACAAUCUUGUACCAAUGAGAACUAUUUAUUUAUGGUGGAAAUUAUAUAUUUAAAAUUGUGUGUAAUGCCACAGAACUCUUAUAUAUUUAAUAUACAAUUCAAAAACAAGAUCACAGAUAUUAAACAGACUGUAACCUGUUUUACAAGAUUUUGAUAAAUAAAACGAAUCAAAUCCAAAUGCUUGCAAGCCAUCCUGUUUUCAGAUUUUUGUAGUAGUUUGCUGCUCUUAAAAGUUAAGACUAAUGUGAAAAGUGUAACACUUCAUGUUCUUGAAUAAGUAUGCAUUAAUAAUAUGCCACUGAUAAUUGCUAACCAAUUUCAUUCAUAUAGUAUUAUGUUAUAUUUAUACUAUUUCACUUUUUUGGUAACUUUUUUGUAACACAUAUUUACAUUAAUUUCUUUGCAUGUUUUACAGUAUAAAGUUAAACAUUGAGUGUACACUGUAAAAUGUAUA
Myxocyprinus asiaticus (Chinese sucker) is the source of this 6216-nucleotide messenger RNA. Its product is annotated as B-cell lymphoma 6 protein homolog. Gene Ontology annotation, molecular function: RNA polymerase II cis-regulatory region sequence-specific DNA binding; DNA-binding transcription factor activity, RNA polymerase II-specific. Gene Ontology annotation, biological process: regulation of transcription by RNA polymerase II. Bases 1108 to 3618 code for a protein of 836 amino acids. The record is from RefSeq and is a predicted model, not a curated record. The transcript has 3 exons. NCBI's taxonomy places the organism in Eukaryota, Metazoa, Chordata, Actinopteri, Cypriniformes, Catostomidae.